Molecule: messenger RNA, 9984 nt
Organism: Patiria miniata (bat star)
Lineage: Eukaryota; Metazoa; Echinodermata; Asteroidea; Valvatida; Asterinidae
Product: putative aminopeptidase-2
Exons: 55
Coding region: 727-9297 (2856 amino acids)
Biological process (GO): peptide catabolic process; proteolysis
Cellular component (GO): cytoplasm
Molecular function (GO): zinc ion binding; peptide binding; metalloaminopeptidase activity
Source: RefSeq, a predicted model, not a curated record
UGAAUACUACAGCAGCGGACGUCGAUAAAGUCAUUCCCUCACACGGGUCCGACUAUUUCUCGACCUCUCACCAUACAGAUAGUCUGCUACCGCAGGUGAUCACUCGGUGUGCUCCGUUCAGCUGAUCUAGUCAACCAACGCGCCCCUUACUGCCGACCAAUGUGCAGAUAAUUUUAUUUUCAACUCCGAGUGUGUCGUGUUCGUAUGAGGACCACUUAACGGCUGCUAACGAAGAAUUGUUCUUGUGAUUUUGAUAUUUUUUCAAUACAAAGAUUUAAAACACUUUGUACCAAUUCGGCCUGUUGUUUUUUUACACCAAUUGGCGAUUUUGCCAUAUCUCUCACGUUCAUAUGAUUGACAAAUGCAUACAAUUCGUGAUAAUGAUACCAAUAACUUAAUCCUGUUUAUGAACAACUUAGAAUGAACCCUAAUUGAAGGAUAUUUUUGGCAUUUGGUGUAUGAUUUUCGUCUUCUGCCUCGCAAGUUUCAUCUGAAGUGAGUGACUGUUCAGCAUACAGUAGUGGUACUUGACUAUGCGCCAGAAAUUCUGAAGUGUGCAUCUCUAGCUGUGUCACUUAAUUAACAUGAACCAGGGAUGCUAGCUGUCAGAUGCAGUCUUCAAGGCGUCUCAUCGUACCAUUUGGACUCCUCAUUCUCAUCCAGUCAGUGAACCAUCUGUGUCAUCCUUCAGGUCAGUGAGUCUGGAGCAGUCAGGUUUCUUCCAAGAUGCCGCCUCAGAAAGACCGUAUUGUCAACUUCAUUGUUGGUCCUACCAAAGGCGGACAGAAUCAUCUUGGGGAGGAUGGCGAGGUUCAUAUGACUGGGGUCCGUAUGUAUACCCCAAAGUCAAGUUGUAGUCGACUUACUCGUAUCAAGACUAUUGCUGUCAUUGCUGUGUGCCUUGUCUUAAUCCUCACGGCUUGUCUGCUAGUCUCACUGAUCGGUCGACAAAACGAAACUUGUGGGGGCCUUGGGACUGGAUUGAGUAGUAACCAAACCGACAAAGGUGAGGUACGGGUAUCUCCAAAACCUGAGGUGACCAGUGUUGGACUUGCCACUCCAGGAGAUACCAUUGAACCUGUCACCAAUCCCCUUUGGCAAACCUUCCGCCUUCCCACCUCUCUCAAACCACUCCAUUACGAAUUGGAGUUACGCACUGACAUUUCGGACAACACCUUUGCGGGGGCGUUGGCGAUACACUUCCUCUGUCGCACUCCCACUCGCUUCAUUUUGUUACACAGCUCCGGACUGCACAUUGUCUCGAUUCAGCUCGAUGAAACUGCCACAACCACAGACGGUGGACCUAGGCUAAGCAAGGCGCCUAAGAUAACGGGCGAUCCGGAGUUCUACCGACCCUUUCAUUUCAUGACUCUGACUCUAGAUGGACAGUUACAGCAGGGUCAUAUUUACACGCUCAGAAUCAGAUACCAUGCUGAAUUUAGCGAUAAUCUUGGAGGCUUAUACGUCAGCAAGUAUGAGACCAAGCAAGGACAAACCAAGUACAUUGUGGCGUCCUUUCUCUCACCAAACGGGGCUCGGAACGUGUUUCCUUGCUUUGACGAACCUGCCUUCAAAGCUAACUACACUGUGACCAUCGUACAUCCAGUCGGGUACCGUGCUCUGUCUAACAUGCCAGAAGUACGGCGUGAAGCUAGAGAAGAAGGCUGGAACGCCACCUACUUCCAAACCACGCCCAAGAUGUCGACGUACCUAGUAGCGUUUGUAGUAUGUGAUUUCUGGCAGAAGAGCAGGACUGUGGACAAUAGAGUGUUUAGCGUGUGGGCUAGAGAAGAUGUUUUCAACGACACAACGUUUGCCCUAGAGUAUGGCACGCGAGCGUUUCGAUUUUUGGAGAAAUACAGUGGUCUUGAAUAUCCUCUGCCUAAAUUGGACAUGAUUGCUUUACCGGAGACCAUAUCAGGAGGGAUGGAAAAUUGGGGCUUGUUGAUCUUCCGUGAGUCGUACAUGCUGCUUAACCAAGAGGAAACACCCAGUAAGAAGAUACAAGAGGUGGCCACAGUCAUAGCGCAUGAGAUUGCCCAUCAGUGGUACAGCAAUUUGGUAACCCAAGAAUACUGGGGAGAGCUUUGGUUGAAGGAAAGCUUCGCCAAUCUUCUAGCUCAUCUUGCUCUGGAUCACAUUUACCCCAAUCGGAAAAUGAUGGAUGAGUUAAGUUUGGCCGGGGAAGAGUUUUUGAGAGUCAUGGAGCUAGAUGCCCAGCCAACCUCUCACGCCGUACAGCCGAACAUUAACGACAUCAGCGCUAUUCUCAACAACUUUGACUUGACGAGUUAUUACAAGAGUGAAGCAGUGCUUCGUAUGUUGCGAUAUAUACUGGGACCAGACUUGUUUCAGAGCGGACUUACAACAUUUCUUCAAAACAGAGCCUACAGCAACGUCAAGGCGACUGAUUUAUGGGAUGCAUUAUCCACGGCAUUACGGGACACGGGCGUCGACCUCAAUAUCACUGCCUUCAUGAGUCCAUGGAUUAUGCAGAUGGGCUACCCAGUCAUCAAGCUGACACGUGAAUAUCAAACGAGAUUCGUCAGUAUUUCACAGGCGCCAUUUUUCUUGCAACCAGUCGCCACUGAGUGUCUGCCCACAUCUCCAUACGGGUAUCAAUGGAAUAUACCAAUAAUGUAUUCAUACGCGGACCAAAUCACCCCACCUUCGAUAAUCAUUCUCGGUAACGAAUCAGCUUCCUUCAGUAUGCCAGAUAUUGGCCCCCAUCAGUGGAUUGUGGCAAACAGUAAACGGACGGGAUUCUUCAGAACAAAUUACGACGAAACCAAUUGGAAUUUGAUCAUCAAGCAACUUCUUGAAGAUCACGAGGUAAUCAGUACAGCGGAUCGAGCAAUGCUGAUAGAUGAUGCAUUCCACCUGGCAACUGCUGGUCGUCUUAGCAUCACUGUAGCACUGAACCUGACUAGGUACCUGACUAAAGAACGAGAAUACGUGCCCUGGAAAGUCACCCUGGAGAUCCUUGGUUACGUCUCACGAAUGCUUAGCUUCACUUCCGCCUUUGGAAAUCUGAAGAAAUACAUGGUGCAACAGUUGUUGCCCGCUUAUGAGGACAUCGGCUGGAAUGACACGGCGUCUCACCAAGGAAGAUUAUUGCAGAUGGAGAUUCUGGAAGCAACUUGUUUCUAUGGCAACGAGGACUGUACAUCUAAGGCCAAAAGUCUUUUCGUGAAACACCUAAAAUACGGGACCAGAGUGCCACCAAACUUCAGGAAUUUCGUGUACUUGAUUGGAGUAGCUAAUGGUGACGGCUCGACGAGAGACUACGCAUGGCAACAAUACCGAAACGGCUCAGCGGGCGAGAGGCAACAGUGGCUGAGGGCUUUGGCUGCGACUAAUGAGCCAUGGAUACUCAGCAGGUACAUGGAGCGAUCCCUGAAUGAAAGUUUUGUGCCGCGACAAGACACUGUCGAAGUUUUCAAAUUUGCCAUCAACGGUCCUUUGGGAGGAUAUCUAGCUUGGAACUUCUUCCGCCAACACUGGGAUAUCUUGAAAGAGAGAUACGCUAAGACGCUGUUCCAGAUGAAUCAGAUCAUUGAUGCAGUCACUCAGUGGUUUAACACAGACUUCCACCUGAAAGAGCUUCAAGACUUUGUGGCCAGCAAGGAGAAGGAACUAACAGGCAUGGCGGGGCUGAGCAAUUUCAGACAAGCGGAGGAGAUUACGAAAGUCAACAUCCGCUGGAUGAAGAAUAACUAUGAAGAGGUCAAACGGUGGUUAGAGGAGGCUGUUUCCGGUGGCCAUUCCAUCAGCAUGGUCACGGGUGUGGUAACGAAACACUCGAUGGUCCUUCUCGCCGUAGCCUUCAUAUUGAUGGAUGUGAUGGUCGGCGUGAAGGGAGGGAUUUUACCGAAAGUGGAAAAGAGGGAAGCAGAUGACGUCAAGCAGCCGUGGGAGUCGACGCGGCUACCUGAGACCCUGCGACCCAUCUCCUAUGAUCUAAAAGUCAGAACCGAUCUGACUAACUCCAUCUUCACCGGUUCCGUCAGUGUCUUGGUAGAAUGCUUGCAAGACACUAACGUAAUACUGAUUCACAGUAAGGAACUGGUCAUCAGCGGAGGGAAGACAACCUUGACACGACAAGGUAGCGGGACCAAAGCUCCUGAGUUGGCUAAAGAUCCGUGGCUGUACACAGAUAACCAGUUUGCUGUGAUCGAACUGAAUGGCGAACUUGAUAAAGGAGCACAGUAUCGGCUGUACAUGGAGUUUCAAGGACCGUUGAAGAAUGACUUACUGGGCUACUACAAGAUGUCCUACAAGACUGCCUCCGGAGAGGAAAAGUACCUGACGAGUACCUUCUUUGAUCCAGUGGACGCCCGUAAAGCUUUCCCAUGUUUUGAUGAGCCUGAUCUCAAAGCUAUCUUUACUAUCACCCUGGAGCAUGAGCCUGAGUACCACGCCCUCUCCAACAUGCCCAAAAGACGUCCAGAUAAACAACUUAAAGAUGGAUGGAUUACAGCGACUUUUGAAGAGACCGUUGUCAUGCCAACGUAUCUCGUUUGCUAUGUCAUCAGUGAGUUCAAGGCAAAGUUUAAAAACACGACUAAUGGCGUUAAAUUUGGCGUAUGGGCCCGGGAAGAUUUCAUCGAUCAAGUGGACUAUGCGCUCGAUAAAGGGGCGGCCAUAUUGGAUCACUUCGAUACCUUGUUUGGAGAUGAGAAUAAAUAUCCUCUGCCUAAAAUGGAUAUGAUUGCCUUGCCGGACUUCAUGGUUGGUGCCAUGGAGAACUGGGGAUUGAAUACAUACGGCGAGAGGGAGCUGUUGUACAAGGAAGGAGAGACGUCAGAAAAACAGAAGUAUCCAAUCUGUACACUUAUUGCUCACGAGUUAGCCCAUCAGUGGUUUGGAAACUUAGUGACGACGAAGUGGUGGGACUCUGUUUGGUUGAAUGAAGGUUUUGCCAGCUAUGUUGAGUAUGAAGGAGCUAAAUUUGUAGAACCAGAAUGGGAAGUGUUGGACAAGUUUAUUUUGUAUGAUCUUCAUCCUGCCAUGGCAAUGGAUGCACAAGUUACCUCAAGACCAAUUGUCAUCGACGUCUUGACACCCUCAGAGAACAUCAUGAUGUUUGAUAAAAUCACUUAUCUGAAGGGUGCCUGCAUUCUGCGUAUGAUGAAACAUUUCUUAGAAGAGCCAACUUUCAGAAAAGGACUCAAGUACUACCUGAACGCAUUGCAAUAUGGUAAUGCAGAAAACAGUGAUGUGUGGGUCUACAUGGACAAGGCAGUGCAAGAAGACAGUGUAGAUCUUGGGGAUGGACUUGAUGUAGCAACCAUUAUGGCAACCUGGACACUUCAGAUGGGCUUUCCAUUCAUCAAAGUAGAGAGAAGCUACAAUGGUGCUCGUGCAGUCACAGCUACAGUGAAGCAGAAACGCUUCCUGUCUGAUCCUAACUCAAACACGUCUACAAACUACCCAGAUUUGGGUUACAAGUGGUAUGUGCCAUUGACUUACACGAGUGCAAGCAGUGCUGAUUUUGAUUCACCAAGAAGCAUGUGGCUCAAACCACAAGAUGAGGAUGUUACCUUACAGAUUGCAGGAGGCAGUGAUGAUGAAUGGUUGCUAGCAAAUGUCGAAAAGCGAGGAUUUUACCGUGUCAACUAUGAUGACAGGAACUGGGAGUUACUCAAGGUUCAACUGGACACUGAUCACACAGUGAUUCCAACAGCCAGUCGAGCUUCUCUCAUCAGUGAUGCCUUCAGUCUGGCAACAGCAGGAGAGAUCAACCACCGUACUGCCCUGGAUAUGACCAGCUACUUGAAGGCCGAAAGAGACUAUGUCCCUUGGUAUGCUGCUGACCAAGCCUUGGGGAUGAUCAAAAGAAACAUUCGAAGGAGAGGGGCUUCUGCUAACUUCAAGAAAUACAUGAGAGGACAGGUCAGCCUGCUGUUUGAAUAUAUUGGAUGGGAUAAUGAAGGGGACCAUCUAAAAAGAAUGAGCCGUGGACUUGCUGUCAGUAUGGCAUGUCGCUAUGGCAACGUAGAUUGUCGACACAUGGCAGUGAACCUGUAUGCAGAGUUAAUGGAAAACGGAGAUCAAACCUUAAUGUCUCCGGAUGUGCUAGGUACUGUGUUUUGUACAGCUAUUGCAGCAGGAGGUUCAGAUGAGUGGUACUUUGCCUUUGAUCUCUACCAGAACCCCAACACAAGUACCUCAGUCAAGCAAGCAUUGCUGACAGCCAUGGCCUGCACCAGUAAAUCAUGGAUUCUAAGACAGUACCUAGACAGUAUCUUGAACAGUAGUAUCAUCCGAAUGCAAGAUGGACCAACCGUUUUAAAAGCAGUCGCUGGGAAUCCUUUUGGCUUACCACUGGCUUGGGAUUUCUUCCGAGCAAACUGGGACUUUAUAAGAACUGCGUAUGGUGACAUCGUGUUUGUCCUUGAUUCACUCAUCGGUAGUCUUUUGUCUAACUUCAACACGGAAUUCGAACUACAAAUGGUGAAGCAGUUUAUUGCAGACCACCCAGAUCAAGGCUCAGGUGCACGACCAUUUGCUGAAGCUGUAGCUGUCAUUGAGACUAACAUCCGAUGGAUCAACCUAUACUACAAAGACGUAGCGGAUUGGCUGAAAGAAGCUGUCAAGGAACCGUGGGAAAGGAGUCGUCUACCAGACACCAUCCUGCCCAUCUCGUACGACCUCAAGAUCCGAACAGACCUGACCAACUUUGUCUUCAAUGGCUCUGUGGAUAUCUUAAUUGAGUGUCUUAAAAUGACAGACAUCAUUCUCAUACAUAGUGGUGGCUUAACCAUCUCUGACAAUGCAACUACACUAACACAGCAGGAUGGUGGACCAGCCCCAAGAUUUAAGUCUCCACCAUGGCGGUAUUAUUACAACGAUUAUCUAGUGAUGGAGCUAGACUCUCUCCUUGAAGCAGGCACUAAGUACUGGCUGCAUCUUGACUUUACAAGCUUCUUGAUUGAUGGCUGGAGUGGUUAUUACUUGAGUAGCUACGUCCCAAAAUCUGGUGAGACAAGGUACCUAGCAAGCACGUUAUUUCCUCCGACCUUUGCUCGGGAGGCUUUCCCAUGUUUUGAUGAACCUGACAUGAAAGCUACCUUUACUAUCACCCUGGAGCAUGAGCCUGAGUACCACGCCCUCUCCAACAUGCCCAAGAGUCGUCCAGAUCAGGAACUUGAGGACGGAUGGAUUAAAGCGACCUUUAAGAAAAGCGUUGUCAUGUCAACGUACCUUGUCUGCUAUAUCAUCAGUGAUUUCAAGGCCAAGUUUUUGACCUCUCAAAAUGGUGUGGAGUUGGGUGUUUGGGCCCCGGAAGAUCUUAUGAACCAAACUCACUAUGCUCUUCAAAAGGGAGUGGAAAUUCUAGACUACUUCGAUGACUUGUUUGGAAUGGAUGUCCAGUAUCCAAUAGCUAAAUUAGAUAUGAUUGCUUUGCCACACCUUGCUGCUGGAGCCAUGGAGAAUUGGGGUCUAAUAACAUAUCCAAAGCGUAAUCUCUUGUAUGAGGCGGGAGUGUCAUCUGAACGUUGGAAAGAAAGAGUGUGCACUUACAUUGCGCAUGAGUUAGCUCAUCAGUGGUUUGGUAACCUAGUGACAGCCAAAUGGUGGGAUUAUGUGUGGUUGAAUGAGGGCGUCGCUGGGUGGUUGGAGUAUGUUGGAGCAGCGUAUGCAGAACCAGACUGGAAAUUGUGGGACAAGUUUGUUGUUUCUGAGGUUCAUAAAGCGAUGGAAACGGAUGCAUUGCCUACAUCACGACCACUUGUCAUCAAAAAGACAAGAUAUGGACUUUCUGACGCGUUCAGUCGAAUAAUUUAUACAAAGGGUUCAUCACUGAUGCGUAUGGCAAGCAAUUUCGUUGGUCAAGACACAUUCUUAAGAGGCCUUAAGUCAUACCUCAGAGCUCUGCAGUAUGGGAAUGCUGAGAACAGUGACAUGUGGUAUCAUGUGAACAAGGCAAUGGCAGAGGAUGGUGUUGAUCUUGGAGAUGGAAUAACUGACAUGGCAACCGUCAUGGACUCAUGGACCAAUCACAUGGGCUUCCCCGUUGUCACGGUAACAAGGACAUACUCUGGGCAAGCCAAUAAGAUCACUGCUUCAGCUACACAGAAGAGAUUCCUAGCAGACCCGACUUCAGACACAACGUCAACAUACCCAGACCUUGGAUACGUAUGGCACAUUCCCUUGACUUUAACUGCUGGAGCUAAUCCCAACUUGGCUAAUCCUGAGCUUCGUUGGAUGAGACCUGAAGAUCAAACCACGGAAGUUGUCCUGCAUGGUGCUGGUGGUGACAGUAACUGGUUUUUGGUCAACGUUAAUCAGACAGGAUUUUACAGGGUCAACUAUGAUGAGACAAACUGGGCCUUACUUAGUGCACAGCUACAGGCAGACCACAUGGUGAUUCCCAUAUCGAGUCGUUCAGCCCUCCUCUAUGAUGCCUUCAGCUUGGCCAGGGUUGGAGAUCUUAGCCAGACCAAAGCAUUGGAUCUAACAUCUUACUUGGAUGAGGAAAGAGACUAUAUUCCUUGGGUUGCUUUCAAAAGAGUUGUGGAGUAUGUCAGUGAGAAUUUGGCCUUGGAGGAUGCUAAUGAGAAGUUUAUGGAGUAUGUGAGGAGUAAAGUCAGCCCGAUGUAUGAGUACGUAGGCUGGGAAGAUGGAGGUGAUGAUGAUGAUCAUAAUAAGGGGUUGGCUCGUGUUGAAAUCAUUGAUAUGGCUUGUAAGUACGGCAAUGAGGACUGUGUGAGUAGAGCUGCCAGGAUGUAUGCAGAUUGGAUGAUGACCAAUAAAACAACCACUACGAUUGCAUCCGAUCUUCAAAAGAUGGUGUUCUGCACAGCCAUCGCUGCAGGUGGACAGAAAGAAUGGAACGCAGCCUACUCAGCUUAUUAUGAUCCUAACAUCGACUUCUCCCUCAGGAAUAUAUUGGAAAAGGCCAUGGGAUGCAGCCAGAACAGAGAAAUCUUGGAAACAUAUCUGCGGACAGUUCUGAAUUCCACCCUAGUGCCAAGCAGAGAUGGUCGAUACGUUAUCUCAGCCAUUGCUGGUAAUCCAGUCGGAAGGACCAUGGUGUGGAAACUUGUUGCAACUGAAUGGGACUUCUUUAAGACUAUGUAUGGACUUCAUGUGGUUAAAGUGGUGACUUCAGACUUGAACACCGAGGCCCAGCUUGAGCAGGUGAAGCAAUUCCAAGCAGACCAUUAUGAAGAAGGGAGGGAUGUAUAUGACGCAUUCGCCAAAGCAAUCGCUGUAAUAAGAGCUAAUGUCCGAUGGAUGGAUGGAAGCUAUAACGAUGUCGCUAAUUGGCUCAAGAAGGUUGUGUAUUAGGGUCUUUAACUCAGUCAACCUGAGCAUUAACAUGAGGCAAAAACAUUUGUAGACAAGUGCGUUUUAAAACCGGAAAGUAAAAUACUCUUUGAAAAGUUGAGGAAUAAGCAGAAAAUCCACUGAUAUGGAGUGAAUGUUUGAAAAAAAAUUAAUAUUCCAAACCAUUCCCAUUUUUUAACUGAGGGAGAAACUAACAUUUGCAUUUAAACCUUUCUCUUAUUAGAAAGGUUAUUAGUGAACCAGUCACUGUUUUAUCACAUCGAUGGUUCUCGGAGGUCUGUUGAGUUGUUUAUGAUUUCAGUUAUACGUACUAUUUUCAUUUGUGUUUUGCUAGUUUUUGUUGUGUUAGAUAGUGUUUGCAGUUAGAAUUGUAAUCGUUUUGUUUAAAUAUUAUGCUGUUUAAAUUUACUUCAAUUGUAUUAUUCGGAUGUUUUUAUAAUCUAAGUGUUAAUUUCAAAGUAUUAGAAAAAGCAUUUCCAUACUUACAAAUGUAUGCGAAUGAAACACAUUAAUUACAAAAUUGUUGCUUGCUUCAAAUUUAAUCUUUUAAGUUGGUACCUUGCAUGCAGUAUUCUGCCUUUGUUUUGUUGCGAAAUUUUAAGUAUAGUAAACAAUCGUUUGUUAAUCUUUGUGUUUUACGGAUCUGAUGUAGUGGCCUUUCUUGAAAUUAAAAUGGAUGUCAUGAUA